UGGGAAGUGGGAGGGAAAAGUGUGGGAUCAGGAACUACAUAAACUCUCCCCUGGCAGAUGGAUCUUACACCAUCCCCGAGCAGCAAACCCCCGGCCAAGCGCUGUCAGGCGAUUGUUUCCCGUUUGAGUUGAAGAAAGCGAAGUGAGGUGACGAUGUGUGACGAAGAGGAGACCACAGCUCUGGUGUGUGACAAUGGGUCAGGUCUCUGUAAGGCAGGCUUCGCCGGGGACGACGCCCCCAGAGCCGUGUUCCCCUCCAUUGUGGGCCGUCCCAGACACCAGGGUGUGAUGGUAGGAAUGGGACAGAAGGACAGUUAUGUAGGUGAUGAAGCUCAGAGCAAGAGAGGUAUACUGACCCUGAAAUAUCCCAUCGAACACGGGAUCAUCACUAACUGGGACGACAUGGAAAAAAUCUGGCACCACUCAUUCUACAAUGAACUCCGCGUUGCCCCAGAAGAGCACCCCACCCUGCUGACUGAGGCGCCCCUGAACCCCAAGGCCAACCGAGAGAAGAUGACCCAGAUCAUGUUUGAGACCUUCAAUGUCCCAGCCAUGUAUGUUGCCAUCCAGGCUGUGCUGUCCCUUUAUGCUUCAGGCCGUACCACAGGUAUUGUCCUUGACUCUGGUGAUGGUGUCACCCACAAUGUACCCAUUUAUGAAGGCUACGCUCUGCCCCACGCCAUCAUGCGCCUGGACCUGGCUGGCCGUGAUCUCACUGACUACCUCAUGAAGAUCCUGACCGAGCGCGGCUACUCUUUUGUGACUACUGCUGAGCGAGAAAUCGUGCGCGACAUCAAGGAGAAGCUGUGCUACGUGGCGCUGGACUUCGAGAACGAGAUGGCCACCGCCGCUUCCUCCUCCUCCCUGGAGAAGAGCUACGAGCUCCCUGAUGGCCAGGUCAUCACCAUUGGCAACGAGAGGUUCCGCUGCCCCGAGACCCUCUUCCAGCCUUCAUUCAUCGGUAUGGAAUCUGCCGGUAUUCAUGAAACUACCUACAACAGCAUCAUGAAGUGUGACAUUGACAUCCGCAAGGAUCUGUACGCCAACAAUGUGCUGUCUGGAGGCACCACCAUGUACCCUGGUAUUGCUGACAGGAUGCAGAAGGAAAUCACAGCACUGGCGCCCAGUACAAUGAAAAUCAAGAUCAUUGCCCCGCCUGAGCGCAAGUACUCAGUCUGGAUUGGUGGCUCAAUUCUGGCUUCCCUCUCCACCUUCCAGCAAAUGUGGAUCAGCAAGCAGGAGUACGACGAGGCUGGUCCUUCCAUUGUCCACCGCAAAUGUUUCUAAACUUCUUGUGCUUUUUUUUUACAGUCUCUAUAUUCUACCUGUGAACUGUGAAUGUACUUUCUUCCCCUUUCAUUCCAGCAACUUGUCUUUGCACUGCUACUACUGAGUGAAUGUUUAAAAGAUUUUUUUGGUCUUUUGAAUGAAUAAAGCUUGAAUGUGCUGGCAAUAUUAAAACAGUUCUAGCGUUUUUGUAACGCGGACGAAAUGCCUAAUAAAGAAUUUAAGAACCUCACGCUUCUACUCCAGCAGAAACAAAAAACAAACAGCUGAUGAUCUGUCUCCCUCUUGUGUACAAACACUGUAUUGCAAACUAGCGCCUACCUACUGUGACAAAUAAAAAUGGCUCAUGUGCUUCA
Lepisosteus oculatus (spotted gar) is the source of this 1643-nucleotide messenger RNA. It is a transcript of the gene acta2, whose product is annotated as actin alpha 2, smooth muscle. The record is from RefSeq and is a predicted model, not a curated record. Lineage: Eukaryota; Metazoa; Chordata; Actinopteri; Semionotiformes; Lepisosteidae.